CCCCAGCCCCGGCUGCAGGUGGACUCGGCGCCUCGCGGGGGACGCAGGCCGCGCAGGCGCCAUGGCGUCGGACCUGGAGAGCAGCCUGACGUCCAUCGACUGGCUGCCGCAGCUGACGCUGCGCGCCACGCUGGAGAAGCUGGGCGGGGCGGCGCCGCCGCCGGGCCGCAGGUGCGCGCCGGGCUCGCCCGCGCCCGCCGAGCCGCGGCCGGGCGCCGACGAGGCCGCGCAGGACGGCAAGCCGCGCUACAGCUACGCCACGCUCAUCACCUACGCCAUCAACUCCUCGCCCGCCAAGCGCAUGACGCUCAGCGACAUCUACCGCUGGAUCUGCGACAACUUCCCCUACUACAAGAACGCCGGCGUGGGCUGGAAGAAUUCCAUUCGGCACAACCUGUCUCUCAACAAGUGUUUCCGGAAGGUUCCCCGACCUCGAGAUGACCCUGGGAAGGGCUCUUACUGGACCAUCGACACCUGUCCCGACAUCUCCCGGAAGAGGAGACACCCCCCGGAUGAUGAGCUGUGUCAAGAUUCCCCCGAGCAGGAGGCCAGCAAGAGCCCCCGGGGGGCCGUGCCGGGAAGCGGGGAGCCCCCGGCCUCCCUGCCUCCCGAGGGCAACCCUCAGAUGCCGCUCUCCAGCCCCGCCGCCAUGGCCAGCUACAGCCAGGGCGGCGGCGCGGCCCCGGGCCCCGGCGGCGGCGGGCGGGACGGCGCGGAGGGCGGCCCGCCCCUCUACCCCGCCAACCCCGACUUCAAGUUCUCCUACUCCGAGAUCAACUUCCAGGACCUGAGCUGGUCCUUCCGCAACCUGUACAAGUCCAUGCUGGAGAAGUCGUCCUCCGCCGCCGCCGCCUCGCAGCACGGCUUCUCGUCGCUGCUGGGGGACAUGACGCCCUCCAACAACUACUACAUGUACCAGCAGCCGCCGCCCCAGACGCCGCCGGCCCCAGCCCAGGGCCCCCCCGCCGUGCCGGCCGCCCCUCCUCUGCACACCCCAAGCCCCGACGGGCCGCCCGGGGUGCUGGGCAUGCACGCCUCCCUGCAGCAGCCAGGGUACCCCCACCCGCCGCACCCCGCCCAGCAGCCCGCGCCGCAGCCGCCGGGCCAGGCGGCCAUCCACAGCCCCGCGUUCGCCUUCCCUCCAGACUGGUGCUCCAGCCUCGACUCCCUCAAGGAGAGCUUUAAGAUGGUCAACCGGCUCAACUGGUCCAGCAUCGAGCAGUCGCAGUUCUCAGAACUGAUGGAGAACCUGCGGCAGGCCGAGCAGAAGAAUUGGACUCUGGACCAGCACCACAUCGCCAACCUGUGCGACUCCCUCAGCCAUUUCCUCACACAGGCUGGGCACCUGCCCCCCCAGAGCCCGCACCGGCCCCCCGCGCCGGCCCCCCGCACCGAGGCCUGCGCCCUCACCGGCGGCAAGCAGGGGGCAGCCAUGAGCCAAGUGAACUCUUACGGACACCCCCAGCCCCCCCACCUCUACCCCGGCCCAUCGCCCAUGUACCCCGUCUCUACCCAGGACUCGGCAGGCUACAGCCGCCCAGCUCACCACCUGGUCCCCCGGCCCCCCGUCCAGGCCCCCGCCGCGAAUGAGGAGAUCUCUGACGACUUCGACUGGGACUUGAUCACCUAACGCGUCCUCCAGGAGAAAGGAGACAGCAACGCUCCUCCUCCCGCUGUACAUAGAUACUCUCGCUCUUGGUUCUGAGUUCUCCCCCAUCCCUGACAUCACCGCCACCGGCUGCCACCAACCCAGACUUCCUGUCUCUGCCCAAGUCUUGAUCUUUCAUUGUUUUGAAUUCUUCUAAUUUGAGGAGGAGGAGGAGGAAUUAAUUGGUUCAUACGAUCUCUGCCCACGCCUCCCAGCGCCCAUCAGCGUCAGCCUUUGCGAAUUGCAAAGCAAAACAAGAACAAGGAAAAAACGAUCAGGCUUCCAGAGCCAACCACGAUCCUCAGAUCCCAGCCUCCUGCGCGGCUGGGAUUACAGGCCUGCGCACCGGCGCCCGGCUGCUGGACCUGUCCCUGGCAGGAGCAACCCAGACUUGGGUGCAGGCCAGCGGGAGACGGGGUUCGGGGUGCUGGUGUAUUCCCAGCGCCUUCCCCUUGCUCUGCACCCCGACCUGCCUCGCAGAUCCUCUCCCAGAUCCCCCCUCGCUCCUUCCCCUUCUCCGCUUCCUCUCUCCUCCCUCCCCUCCCCCUCUCCUCUCCUGUGGUUUUGUUCGUUUAAUUUUCUUGUUCGUGUGCGCGGCUCCUGGGCCUCACGCCCACCCUGUGCCUUCUUCUUAUUUUUUCCUCCUCAAGGUUGGCGCUCUACCACUUGAGCCACACCUCCCCUCCUGGCUUUUAGCCGGUUCACAGGAGAUAAGAGUCUGCCGGGCUGUCCAAGGCCAGGCUAGCUCUCAGCUGCCAUCCACGUAGCCUAGCCGGGAUUACAGGCGUGAGCCACCGUGCCCGGCCCUAGUUCAUGAUCUGAAGAGGUGGAGUUGGUUUUAGUUGGUGCAUGAACACCUUUGGUCAGAACCGGGUCAGCUGGGUUUUUUGUUUGUUUUUGGUGGCUCGAACUCAGGGCCUGGCCUGGGUGCUGUCCCAUAGAUCCUUCCUUCCUUCCUUCCUUCCUUCCUUCCUUCCUUCCUUCCUUCCCCAGGUUGGUGCUCUACCAAUUGAGCCCAACCUCCCCACCUGCUGGUUCAGUGGAGAUCAGAGUCCCCCGGACUUUUCCUGCCUAAGGCUGGCCUCGAACCGCGAUCCUCAGACCUCAGCCUCCCGAGUGGCUGGGAUGCCAGGCGGGCGCCACCGCGCCCAACCUUCCUUCCAUGUUCAUGCCACCAACUGCCCACAGGGACACUGCGCGUCAGUCCUCACGUUCCCUCCGCCCUCCCGCUCUUCUCCCCCGAGCCCCCUCUUCCCUGUGGCUGGCAGAGGACUCUGCGGGAGCGCGGGGAGAGGCAGAGGUGGGGGGGUUAGAGCGGGCAGCUGAGCGAAAGAAGCACUUUAUUUCUUUGAGUCUUUUGUAAG
This is a messenger RNA of Dipodomys spectabilis (banner-tailed kangaroo rat), 3012 nucleotides long. It is a transcript of the gene Foxj2, whose product is annotated as forkhead box J2. Gene Ontology annotation, biological process: regulation of transcription by RNA polymerase II. The coding region runs from base 62 to 1630 and encodes 522 amino acids. Gene Ontology annotation, cellular component: nucleus. Gene Ontology annotation, molecular function: RNA polymerase II cis-regulatory region sequence-specific DNA binding; DNA-binding transcription factor activity, RNA polymerase II-specific. The record is from RefSeq and is a predicted model, not a curated record. NCBI's taxonomy places the organism in Eukaryota, Metazoa, Chordata, Mammalia, Rodentia, Heteromyidae. The transcript is spliced from 11 exons.